CUUUGAUACUGAAGUGUGUCGCACCGGAGGUGGAGCCAACAGCGGUGUCUCCUCCGCUGCCACUUCCCCACAUGAGGCAAGACAGGCAGCGCCAAACACAGAUGUUUUUUUGGUGACCUACGAUAGCGGACGUUGCUGUGUGAGGGGCCCAAGUGGGGAUGUGGGAUGUGAUGUCUAGAUUAACUUAGCAGCUCCUGCUACAAUGUAAGAAUCACAUAGAAGGACAGUAGCUGAUGACUCACCAUGUCCCAAACAUGGUCCAUCUUCUCCGCUGUUACACUGCUGCUGGUGCAGCUCUGCAUAGGUGAGAAAUCCUGUGCCAUCUGGUCCAGUGCGGGGCGCUUGGUGCAGCGAGGCACCAGUUUUAAGAUGUACUGCACAUUUCACUGCAGGUGCAGGGGAUCCAUGUACAGUGACCACCCACCCACACUACAGAGCCACAAAGAGCUGAAUUCCACAACUAUAUAUUUUAACGUGGUGAACAUAACAAAGAACAGAACAUACAGCUGUCAGUGUAACUGCCAUCCUGCACUGGACCCCUGUGGACUGGACAUCUCCACUGGGUAUCUGCCAGAUCCCCCUAAAAACCUCUCAUGCAUCUACAAGGUCUUAAAUAACAACAGUGGAGAUGUGUUGUGCACUUGGAACAGAGGACGGGACACUUUUCUUCAAAACAGUACAGUGUUGUGGGUGAGAACUGUGUCGGGAAAUCACACCAGUGAACCCGCGCAACACACAGUCUCCAGGGAUUUACUCUCCAUGAGUUUCCCUGUGCUCAGAUCUGUACCGCUCAUCCAUGUGUGGGUACAAGCCCGAAAUCAACUGGGCUCUGCCGUGUCCUCCACCAUCAACUACACUCUCAGUGACAUUGCAACUCCACCAACUCCUGCCCUCGGCCAACCCAAGUGCUCCUCGCGGCAGUGCCUCAUCCAAGUGGAGCAGUGUGUGAGGACUCAACACCUGGAGAUCCAGCACAAGGCAGACGCAGAACAGACGUGGACCUCCUAUUCAGUCCAAAGGGUGCAGAUGAGAACCGUUCAGGACUGGUCCAUCUCUUCUCUGGAGCCCUACACGCUGUACCAUUUCAGAGCCCGAUCCAAAUUUGGCACCGGCCUGUGGAGUCAGUGGAGCACAAACCUUUCCAGCUGGACUCAAGAGGAGGCCCCUGCUAAAGAGUUGGAUGUGUGGUACGCCGAGGAUGCAUCAGACUUACAAUUCCUGCGAGUUUACUGGAAGGAGGCGAAUAUUUCCAUCGCAAGAGGGAAAAUCAUUGAGUACACGGUUAGAGUUUUUAGCCCAGACUCUGGACUGGACAAUGUCACUAACGUCGGCAGUGAUGCCAGGAACUGUUCCGUCCGGAUCCGUGCUAACUGUGAGGUGACCGUGUGGGCUCGCAACUCCAAAGGGUUGUCGCCUCCUGCUAGAAUCCCAGCGCGUCACACAACAGCCAAGUCCUCUCAGGAUGUGCGAGUGACGGCGGGCGACCGCAAUGUCACCAUCUCCUGGAGAACGCCAGGAACUGCACCGCCACUCGCUUCGUACGUGGUGGAGUGGUACCCAGAGGGUCAGAAGAUGGAGGAGCUCGGAUGGGUCAGACUGGGCAGGAGGGACGACCAUGCAGUCAUCACAGGUCUGAAGCCAUUUGAGUGCUACGAGGGAGCCGUGUAUGUUUUCUAUGAGGAGAGCUCAGUGAGUAGGACGGUGUUUUCAGGCGUCAGCACUUUGGAGUCAGCCCCGAAAGUUGGUCCGUCGGUUCAAGAGUCGGUCGAGGGACGCACAGUUACAUUGACCUGGACGGAGCUUACCAGGAGCAAGCGGGGGGGUUGUAUCACCAACUACACCAUCUACUUAGAGAACAGCAGUGGACACCAGCGGCGAUACUCCGCAGCGCCAUCGGACACGGUGUACAUCAUCCCAGACCUGUCCCCAGGCGUCUUCAGCCUGUGGAUGACUGCCUCCACUGCUGAAGGAGAGGGCCCUGCGGGUCUAAAACUCAAGUUCCUCAUCCAGCAGGAAAGUCCACAAUCCACCUUUAUAGCCUGUGGUGUCGUCUUCCUGGUGAUGUCGCUUUUAGUGUGUCUGUUCCAGAAUUCUGCAGUAAAGCAGAAGUUCAAGGUGUUUUUCCAUUGCCUCAUGUUCGAUGUUGUGCCAGAUCCUGCAAACAGCAAAUGGGCGAAAGAGUGUACUCAAGAGAAGGGCAAGAUGAACCUCCAGCUGCAGUUGAGCAACUCCGGUGCAAACGAGGAGGAAGAUGAUCCGAUCCUGGUGGAUGUUGAGGAGCUGCCCGGGCGGAACAGUGGCGUCUCCGCAUCGACAAACAUCACCUCGCAACUCCCUCCUCAGAUCAGCCAGAGCCCAGGGACACAGCCGCCGGCCACACAGCUGUACCCUCUGACCACGUACAUCAAGAGCUUCUCCCACGACUCAGACAGCUCCGACCACACACAGACCUCUGUGGAAACAACCACAACUGUCGACUACAUCUCAUCACACGGGCUGGCAGAUAUGGAGGAGGAGGACCAGGAGGAGACGGAAGAAAUGCUGUGUUUCUUUCCCAGUCACAACGUCUUCAUAGGGCCGACGGACUUUGGAGGAAAGUUGACCCUGGAUGCAGUGAAAAUCAACUUCUGCAGUGACUUCUUUCAGAACAGUUAGUGUUCACCUGUAACCAGAGCUUUUUGGUGGGAUGAGGUCUGAGGGAGAACAUGUUUCAGAGGACGAGCUGAUGAACAAAACGAAAGAGAUUGGACAAGUUUUUUUCGGGGGGGGGGGGGGGGGGGGCGGGGGGGCCAGCACAUUGGGAUGUGGAUGAACUACCUCUUUACUUGUUGACAUUAGAACUGGACCAUUUACAACUGUCUUGCGCUAAUCUAAGCAGUAAUAAUUGUUGUACUCUUUUAUUCUAUGCAUUAUCAGUUUUCUUUUCAGGAUGGCUAUGGACACGCUAAUUCCACAACCAAAAUUAAACAUUGUUACAAUAUAAAUAAAAAAAUGUAUCAACAUAUUUGGAGAAUCAGCCAUGUUCUGAACAGAUGAGCAGCAACCACUCAAAAUAUUUGCAAUCACCAUGUUUAGAAAUCAGUUUAGAUCACAUACAAACCUUGGAUUUACUCAUUUAAUUGUGCAGCCGGAUUCAGUGUUGAUUUGUCAGUUUUAAUAUCAUUUAAAUAAAUGUCUUCCCUGGCACUUGGCAGCAA
Messenger RNA from Scophthalmus maximus (turbot), 3197 nucleotides. It is a transcript of the gene il12rb2, whose product is annotated as interleukin 12 receptor, beta 2a. Gene Ontology annotation, cellular component: membrane. Lineage: Eukaryota; Metazoa; Chordata; Actinopteri; Pleuronectiformes; Scophthalmidae. The record is from RefSeq and is a predicted model, not a curated record. Gene Ontology annotation, molecular function: protein binding; cytokine receptor activity. Bases 244 to 2655 code for a protein of 803 amino acids. The transcript is spliced from 16 exons.